AUGUGCAGUGACAACCCGAGUGGGGAGGAGAAUAUGAAUGGCAAUCAGGCCAACCGAGUGAAGGUCCUGUCCAAGGCCCCGCCCCUCCCACUUUCGUGCACUGGGGCAACGGCAGUGCAGGUCACGCGACGGUUGAACCCGUCGACACAAUCACCUCCACAAGACCCGGAACAUGACGCUGAAGAGAACCGAGACGCGAACAACCCAGUAAAGCAGUGA
Messenger RNA from Protopolystoma xenopodis, 219 nucleotides. NCBI's taxonomy places the organism in Eukaryota, Metazoa, Platyhelminthes, Monogenea, Polystomatidea, Polystomatidae. The record is from the annotation of a GenBank genome assembly.